ACGACUGAACAGUGAGCAUUUCAUCAUCUUUUUGCUCGCUGCUUUUCCAUCAUAGUUUCGUGUCGGUAGUUUUCUACGGUGCUGCACAUUAUCGAGAGAAUCGCACAAAUCGACGACAAUUGGCUGUUGGAAAUUGUGUGGAGUGUUUGGAAAUGAAAGCUUCGACAUACCCUGCCAAGCCUACGACGGUCCCAGCAAGCAGAGAUACGGCUGUUGCUAUGUUGAGCUUCAGCAAAUAAUCAAUAUCUACCGUAGCCGUCGCCGUCGACCUUGAAAACACCAACCGCCUCAAAGUGCUAACGAAGAGAAAAUAGUGUGACCAAUAGAGACCCUCCUGGCCUGCGAUAACCGCGAGACGCGAAAGGAAGAAUUUGUGUCCUGGAGUGGCAUUCGAACGUGCAAAACUAUAAAUCCGGAAUCGCGCAGCGCACCAAAAUGAGGAGCAUGUUAACGUGGAACAAGAAAAGUGGGCAAGUGGCAACAACUACAUACGAACGGUGCACGUCGCCGCACGGGUUUACGUCAUAUCUGACCGCCCUUAUCAGCCGCUAGAUGGGAAGACGGUGUGGCGGUAGUAGCGGUUUUUUGUAGUAGUCCGGCUCGUCGCUUUGUCAGCAACGGACGAACGAACAAAUUAACGCGCACUAGCAGCAGCAGCAUCCCCACACAACCGCCGGACCAGCCGGAGCACACGGCAUUCCACGGCAGACGCUUGUACGCGCAAUAACACAGUGUCCUUACCGACGGAAAGCUGCCGGAUCGGAUAUAUGGAAAGCGUAACUGGUGCAGUACUACACACCGCCGCGUGCCCGGAAAUAGAUCGUUGCUCGGUUGAUAUCCGCGCUGUAUAUAAUGUACAUAAGCAACUUCUGUAAACAAUCCUUCUUCUGUCUUACGUCUGCUUUCUAUCGUCCAUUACCGUACGUCGUCGCAUAACAGCAAGUAGUCGCCUUCCUCGAUCAAGCUACUUGAGUUUAAAGUGCAACAGCAAAACUUCCCAUCCCAUCAUUUCAUCGCACAUCAUCAUCUCCCUCUGCGCUCCUGUACACCUUGUAACCCUGUGCACUGGAUCACCAGACCAGAAGUGUGGUGCCCUCGUAAUUCUGGUGUAGAAUUGUCUAACGGUUGGUUGUAGCACUAAUUGCCGUUUGUUGAAGGACGUGUGAGAGCGUGUCGCGCGUGUGAGAAGAAACCACAAGUGAUCGUGCAGCGUUCCGUCACCAUGGCAACGACGUUGAAAAAUCACAAAACAGUCGUAGCAGCCGCGGCGGCGAAGGCCGGUGCUGCCGGAGCCGGAGGUGGCAACUUCGGAUGGUUAGCUCACGUCAAGUACGAACACCUGGUGGCCGGCAUAUCCGGCGGUGUCACAUCCACCCUUCUGUUGCAUCCGCUUGAUUUGAUCAAGAUUCGUUUUGCGGUGAACGAUGGCCGCACGGCUUCGGUUCCACAGUACCGCGGGCUUACCAGCGCGUUCCUUACCAUCUUCCGCCAGGAAGGCGUACGUGGGCUGUACAAAGGCGUCACACCGAACAUGUGGGGCUCGGGCAGUGCCUGGGGGUUUUACUUUAUGUUCUACAACACCAUCAAAACGUGGAUACAGGAUGGAAAUACGGCACAGCCCUUGGGACCGUCACUGCACAUGCUGGCCGCAGCCGAAGCGGGCGUACUGACGCUGGCCAUGACCAAUCCGAUCUGGGUGGUGAAGACUAGGCUGUGUCUACAGUGCGACGAUCGUGUCAAAGCCGGUUCCGGUACCGGUUAUGCCGGUAUGGUCGAUGGGCUCACAAAAAUCUAUCGUACGGAAGGCAUCCGUGGUCUCUAUCGAGGAUUCAUACCUGGAAUGUUCGGUGUAUCGCACGGAGCACUGCAGUUUAUGACCUACGAAGAGAUGAAGAACAAGUACAAUCAGAAGCGGAUGCGACCAAUCGACUCCAAACUGACUACCGCUGAAUAUUUAACGUUCGCCGCCAUCUCCAAGCUGAUCGCUGCGGCCGGCACAUACCCGUACCAGGUGAUCCGAGCUCGCCUCCAGGACCAGAACCACACCUACAAGGGUACCUGGGACUGUGUAAAGCAGACAUGGAGAUAUGAAUCGUGGCGCGGAUUCUAUAAGGGUCUCGGUCCGAACCUGACCCGGGUCGUCCCGGCGACGAUGGUUACGUUCCUAACGUACGAAAAUGUAUCACACUAUCUGUUGGAUAGGAGCAAAGCCAGAAGCGUGCAUUAGAAUGCCCUUUGUUUCCCUUUGCCCACGGCAUUCACAGGUUUCUCUAGGGGUUCAAAACGUUAAAGCUGGCAGCUGGCCGAAGUAAAGUCACCAAAAAUUGGCUGCAAAGUCGUAAUAAUAAGCGCUCAAAGUUCCUUUAGUGUUGAUUAGUGUUGUACGCCGGAACGACAUUGCAUUGGAUUCAUUGCUCCCUCCCUGUUAAAAACCGUUUAGUUCGAAUCUGCCUACGACCGGAAUUUGAACUAAGACGGACGGUUGCGGACGCUGCUUUUCAAAAAAGUGUAUCAGUCGAUCAGAGAUUCCUUUAGCGUUAACUGAUCAAAGGACGAAAGAAGGACUGUAGGAGUAUACUAUAGUAUACUACACAAAAAGUCUUCGGGUCUACCCUCGGGUGGACCUAUAUAUCGCAUAAAAUUGUUAAUUCCGAACGGAAGGGCUUAUCCAGAAAUGGUCAACCAAUUAUUAGGAAUAAA
Messenger RNA from Anopheles bellator, 2700 nucleotides. Its product is annotated as mitochondrial folate transporter/carrier. NCBI's taxonomy places the organism in Eukaryota, Metazoa, Arthropoda, Insecta, Diptera, Culicidae. Gene Ontology annotation, cellular component: mitochondrion; mitochondrial membrane. Gene Ontology annotation, molecular function: folic acid transmembrane transporter activity; FAD transmembrane transporter activity. The transcript has 5 exons. Bases 1223 to 2227 code for a protein of 334 amino acids. Gene Ontology annotation, biological process: folate import into mitochondrion; nucleotide transport; mitochondrial transport. The record is from RefSeq and is a predicted model, not a curated record.